AUGGCGCAUGGUGAGGAGGGACCACUCUCCUUCUUGGAUCGGUUGUUGGAAGAGGAAAGACACAGCAACUUGCAUUUGGGAGAUGUUCGGUUUUGGAAGCAUCUGGAACACAUGGACAGCAGUCACAUCUAUCGCACAAAGUCCCUCGAGUACAAGACCAUGAAGCUCAUGUUCUGCGAGGGCGUGUUCUUCGCCUUGUUUCUGUUCGUGCUCACCACUUACUUGAUUUCAGAAAAAGCCGGCGAUUUGUACUCAAGCCGCAGGCAGCAGCUAGACUACUGGGGCGGUUGCACCAUGCAGGCAACCACCCGCAACUGCAAGAUAAAUGAUGUGAAGGGCAUCCCCUCUCUCCUCCAAUGGUUGAGAGAUGAUUUUGUUCCAUUGGCGUUUACCGACCGCACCGAAUAUCCUUCCGUUGUUAUGUCGCCUUCCGUCUUCAGACUGCAGGAUGGCACGAUGCACUGGACACCACGUUAUGUUGGUGACACCCAAACCUCAGUGCUUAUCGGGACGAUCCGCAUGCGGCAAGUCAGAGUGCAAUACAGCCAAGCCUGCAGCAUCCUCGACGAGCUGAACGACAUUGGGGUCACUGAUUGCUUUGCAGACUACAGCGAUGCAGUGCAGAGUCGCCUGCCAUGGGCGCCAGCCUGGACACCUAUCCACUUGAAGGACCACUACCAGUUCAGGAGUGCUAAUGUCACCGAGCAGCGAGAGUUUGUCGGCAGGUACGCUGUCUAUCCGGGCGACGGUUUUGUCCUGGACUUGGGGCUGAACCUCACUGGUGCACAGACCAGGAUGCUGGAGUUGGAGUACUGGAAGUGGUUAGACUUUCGCACGCGUGCCUUCAUGAUUGAGUUGAACACCAUCAACCCCAAUGUGAACAGCUUCGUGCACAGCAGGAUACUCUUUGAAUUCCCAGCAGCUGGUGGCGUGCUCAUCCGUCAAGAGGCUUUUCCUUUCCGUGCUGUACAGCUCUCAUUGGCCCUCAUGGCUGCGGACGACUUCGGUGGCAGCUUCGUUUAUCUGGUUCUGACCUGCGGCUUCAGCAUUCUUUUCGCCAUAUAUAACAUAUGGUUGAUCUACAAGAACGGCGCCCGUUUUUUCACAUACUUCUGGUCCAACGUGGAUUUGUUGAGCCUUGUGGUAUGGGCAUGGAUGCUGUUGCUUAAGAUCCAGAUCUUCCAGGUGGCAGACACACUUCCGAACCUGACCCCGGACGUCAUCAGCGACCCAGAGAUGUUUUAUCCCAUUGGCACGCUGGUUCCCAACAUGGAGCUUGUGAUGGGAUUGCAGGCACUGCUAGGACUUAUCACAUGGCUUCGAGUCCUGAAGUACUUGACGCUCUCGCGCACGUUCCUGCCCUUUGUGCGAGUCUUCGAGCGCUGUUUCAUAGCCUUGAUCAAGUAUUCAGCGCUGCUGUCCGUAGCACUCUUUGGCUUUGCGGUGGCUAUCUACAUCGGCUUCGGAACUGAGGCUGGCAUUUACAACAGCAUCUGGAGCACUUUCGUUGCAGUUGCUGUGGCGCCAGCGGGUGGUGUCGACUUGGGCCCCGUGACGGACAAAAACAACAGCUUGGUCGCUCCAAUCAUCUUGUUCUCCUACAUCAUUGUCGUUGUCCUCUUGGUGCUGACGACGUUCAACGCUAUCCAGAUCGACUCGUACAGUGUGACCACGUACGAGCUGUCGACUCUAAAGCGACAUAAAGCGCCUGGUGCCGGCGGCGACCCGACCAUCAUAUUUAUUUGGACUUACUUGAAUGCCUUAAAGGGUGUGAAGCUGGUCGGGAAGGAGAGGAACGAAGAUAUUGGAGGACCAGAAGACCAGAUCAUUGCGCUGAGCUCUCUGCCCGAGCCGGUAGCCACGCGGUACUAUCGAAUGAAGAGGAAGAUGGAGAAAAUUCGGGACGCAGCACUGGACAGGCUAGAGGACUUGAGGCGCCAGAAGCUGAUCGAAGCUGGGAUUGGCCUGGAGCAGAUCGAAGACACCCGCCGCAGUGGACGAAGAUCGUCCCAGUUGGCGUUGGCUGACGGCGACGGUGUACCGCAACAAGAUGAUGAGGACGAUAGGAUUCCGACGUCCUCGGAAAUGGCCACCAUCAUCGUGAAUCGGGUGCAACUUCAGCGAAUGUUGGACGAAGAUCCGAGGCUUGCAGAAAUCUGCUCGUCGGACAAAGCCGUUGAUGUCGUUCGACGGUUUCGGGUGGACCAAACUGGAGACGAUCCCUUCGAAGUGGUGGCCCGGCUCCAGGCCUCAGUGGCCGAGAAGCUAAACGCCAUAGAAAGUAUCGGCACUGAUCUUGCUUUCGACGAAGUUGAGACGCUGCGGGUCAUGUCACAGGAGCUGCACAGCGCCCUUACCGAGUCGCAGAAGGAAUGGCGCGCCGAGCUGCUUUCAGUCCUGCAGCUGGCAUCACUGCUGUCGAAUGCCUUGAUAGAUCUGACCAAGAAGAUCGAGCAGGUCCAGCUGAACCACACCGAGCUGGCGAUUCGGGCGGCCCCGUUGACCAUUGGAAAGAAAUGA
Molecule: messenger RNA, 2520 nt
Organism: Symbiodinium necroappetens
Lineage: Eukaryota; Dinophyceae; Suessiales; Symbiodiniaceae
Source: the annotation of a GenBank genome assembly